Messenger RNA from Salvia splendens (bonfire salvia), 1320 nucleotides. RefSeq lists its product as uncharacterized. The coding region runs from base 1 to 1320 and encodes 439 amino acids. The transcript has 2 exons. The record is from RefSeq and is a predicted model, not a curated record. NCBI's taxonomy places the organism in Eukaryota, Viridiplantae, Streptophyta, Magnoliopsida, Lamiales, Lamiaceae.
AUGGAUUUUGAUACACCAUCAAAUCCAUACCAGCAUAUGGUGCAGGAUGUGUGGGGACAAUCAAGUGCUCACGAGCCUUGGCAAUAUGUUCCGCCUACGUACAUGCCAGAGCCCCCCAUUAAUGAGUCGCAACAGUUCUAUAAUAUGUUAGAAGCGUCUAAGUCUGAUUUGUGGGCUGGAUGUGAUUAUUCUGAGUUGUCAACAAAUGCUCGACUAAUGACUCUAAAGUCUGAACAUCAAUUGUCUCAACGAGCUGUUGACGAGUUGUGUCAGUUUAUGGAAGAGCAUUUGCCGAAACCGAAUCGUAUGCCUAACGGUUUUUAUAAGUGCAAGAAACAAAUGCAGGCUUUAGAUAUGCCUGUUCUCAAGAUACAUUGUUGCACGAAAGGGUGCAUGAUCAAUUGGAAAGAAGACGAAAAUAGGACCGAAUGCAAAGUUUGUGGUCAUGCUAGAUUUAAGGGUAAUGGCAGUCGUCCAUUCAAGAAGAUGUACUGUUUUCCUCUAUGCCCAAGAUUAAGAAGUUUGUAUGCAUUUGAAGUUACAGCUCAAUCAAUGCGAUGGCACGCAGAGAACGCCCAGACUUCAGGGGAGAUGCGUCAUCCGGCGGAUUCUGCAGCCUUGAAAACAUUCGACAAGACACAUCCCCUAUUUGCUUCUGAAUCAAGAAAUGUCAGAUGGAGCACAUCUGGGCACCGUGCAUGUCCAUAUUGUAUGGAGGACUCACGAGCUUUCUCCCUGAAGCAUGGACGAAAAACCACUUGGUUUGAUUGUCAUAGGAGGUUUCUCAAUAGAAAUCACCAAUUCCGCAGAGACAAAAAGAACUUUAUGAAGAACAGAACUGAGCAUUCUGGUCCUCCUCCGUUCUUAAAAGGAGAAGAGAUACUUGAUAACUUGGAACAAUUUGAAUUCCAUAGAGUGUUUGAUGAAGGUGCAGAAACAGCAAACUCCAAGUUGAGUAAGAUUUUUGGAUGGAAUAAACGAAGCAUAUUUUGGGAUCUCCCGUAUUGGAUGACAAAUGUGAUUAGUCACAACCUGGAUGUCAUGCACAUAGAGAAGAAUGUUUUCGACAAUAUCUUCAAUACCAUCAUGAAUGUAGAAGGCAUGACGAAGGACAAUGCCAAUGCAAGAAGAGAUUUGGAAGAGAUUGGUAUAACACCUGAACUUUGGCCAUAUGGCGGGAAAUAUCAUAAGGCUAAUUUCACGCUUGACAAAGAAAGUAUGAAUUUAUUGCUUAAGUGGCUGAACAUUUUGAAAUUCCCAGAUGGUUAUGUUUCUAUGUGUAACUCUGAAUUUCAAUGCAGAAACAUGUUUGCUUUAUGA